Molecule: messenger RNA, 1299 nt
Organism: Cladophialophora carrionii CBS 160.54
Lineage: Eukaryota; Fungi; Ascomycota; Eurotiomycetes; Chaetothyriales; Herpotrichiellaceae
Product: metacaspase-1
Exons: 3
Coding region: 1-1299 (432 amino acids)
Biological process (GO): proteolysis
Molecular function (GO): cysteine-type endopeptidase activity
Source: RefSeq, a predicted model, not a curated record
AUGGAAAGAGAGUGCGAUGCUAACAGCAGGAAGCAACACAACGGCUAUGGCUAUCCGCCGGCGAACUCGGCUGCGCCGUAUUCAUCCCAAGGCUACAGCCAGCCUUCCUACAAUCAACAAUCCUAUAAUCAACAGGGCUACGCACCGCAAGGAGGCUGGCAGCCGCCUCCGCAGAACGUUGCACCGUACGGAUAUAACAACCCUCCUCCUCCAUCCCAAGGCGGCUACGGUCAAUGGAACUCGCCGCCGCCACAACCGAACGGCUACGCAGGCCCGCGGCCGGGAAUGCCAGCCUACAACAACAGCCAUACCUAUGGCUCCCAGAACCCUCCCCCACCGCCUACCGCACCACAACAGUUUGGCCACGGCGCGCCAGCCGGUUACGCCUUCCAAUACUCCAACUGUACUGGAAAACGUAAGGCUUUGUUGAUCGGCAUCAACUACUUCGGUCAGCGAGGGCAACUCCGGGGCUGUAUCAACGAUGUAAAGAACAUGUCAACCUAUUUGAACCAGAACUUUGGAUAUGCACGAGAAGACAUGGUUAUCUUGACCGAUGAUCAGCAGAACCCCAUGUCACAACCCACAAAGGCCAACAUUCUUCGAGCCAUGCACUGGCUGGUCAAGGAUGCGCAGCCCAACGACUCCCUCUUCUUCCACUACAGUGGUCACGGUGGACAGACGCCCGAUCUGGACGGAGACGAAGAAGACGGCUACGACGAGGUCAUCUAUCCUGUCGAUUUCCGGUCGGCCGGCCACAUCGUAGAUGACGAGAUGCACCGAAUCAUGGUCAAGCCUCUGAAGCCGGGAGUCAGGCUGACAGCCAUCUUCGACUCUUGUCACUCCGGAUCCGCCCUCGACUUGCCGUACAUCUACUCCACCCAAGGAGUACUCAAGGAGCCCAACUUGGCAAAGGAGGCUGGCCAAGGUCUGCUGUCCAUUGUGUCGUCUUAUGCUCGAGGCGAUUUGAGCGGCAUGGCGUCAACGGCAAUGGGCCUGUUUAAGAAAGUCGGGGGUGGAAACUCCACAUACGAACGGAACAAGCAGACCAAGACGAGCCCCGCCGAUGUGAUAAUGUGGUCUGGUAGCAAAGACCAACAGACCAGCCAAGAUGCCAACAUCGGAGGAGAAGCAACCGGGGCCAUGAGCUGGGCCUUCGUGACCUCGCUGAAGAAGAACCCGCAUCAGAGCUACGUGCAACUUCUGAACAGCAUUCGGGACGAACUGGCCUCGAAAUAUACGCAGAAGCCGCAGCUGAGUUGCUCACACCCGCUUAACACUGAUUUGCUGUACGUGAUGUGA